This is a messenger RNA of Triplophysa rosa, 504 nucleotides long. RefSeq names its product R3H domain containing-like (gene r3hdml). The record is from RefSeq and is a predicted model, not a curated record. Lineage: Eukaryota; Metazoa; Chordata; Actinopteri; Cypriniformes; Nemacheilidae.
AUGAUGAUGAGCUUGAGGAACAGAACCGACAUCAGCCCUCGAGCUCGGCGGAAACGAUACAUCGCCAACAGAGACAUGAGGGUUUUACUGGAUUAUCACAACCGCGUGCGCAUUCAGGUGUUCCCACCUGCAUCCAAUAUGGAAUAUAUGAUUCUCUGCGUAAGCAUGCUCAGAGGCCCAUGGUAUGAUGACAGACACUCUUUCUCCUACCCCAGUAGAUGCACUGGCUCUGUCUGUUCACACUACACCCAGAUGGUGUGGGCCACCAGCUGUAAGAUUGGCUGUGUUAUCAGCACGUGUUCAAACAUGUACGUGUUCGGGAGCACAUGGAAACAGGCCACCCUACUGGUUUGCAACUAUUCUAUAAAGUGAGAAAAAUUUAACAACAAGAGGCUCCAUAAGACAGGAAAACCAUGUUCUGCCUGUCCUUCUAGCUAUGGAGGCUCAUGCAAUAAAAACCAAUGUGACUCCAGAUCAAGAAUGAAUGGUUUCAGACACUUCUAA